This is a messenger RNA of Paraphaeosphaeria sporulosa, 911 nucleotides long. RefSeq lists its product as uncharacterized. The record is from RefSeq and is a predicted model, not a curated record. The transcript has 2 exons. NCBI's taxonomy places the organism in Eukaryota, Fungi, Ascomycota, Dothideomycetes, Pleosporales, Didymosphaeriaceae. The coding region runs from base 156 to 422 and encodes 88 amino acids.
AGAAGAUUCAAUGAGUUGUGGUAUUGCUUUGGAACGCAACGAUUCGCGAAGAACACUGCAACGCACUUCGCAGCCCAUGUCAAGUCAUAUAAUAUGCUUUAUUCAUGCUUCCACGCGAGCGUGCCACUGCAUGGCCUCGGUUUUCUCUUAUCGUGAUGCACUUGUCAAAGGCUCAACUGUGCAUCCUCCUUGUCGUUGGGCUGCUCACUCUAUGCCCGCAUGAGCCGCAUUGUAGAUCCAGCAAUCAUCAAGUCAGUUUUGGUAGCACUGACGAAAUGGCUGGCUCUGUCCUACCACAAAAACCGCGCCGGCUGGUGGAGGCGGUUUCAUUCAAACAAUGGCGGGAUUAUCACUGGAAACUGCCUGUGGCCAACCAGUCUGAACGGCUGUGUGUGGUUGCACAGCGUUGCCGAAAGAUUUGACUGUGGAAGAAGCUUGACGUGCAUAUUCGGCUUCGGCCACAGUCGUACGCGCGUAAGAUUUGACAUGCCACCAAGGCCAUUGGAAGUGUGGUGUAGUGCGAGAUUACUCAGGAUGCGUAAUAGCCUGGCAAGCAGGUUUACACGCUGUCAGAGUCGUGGCUAGUCCUGUAGCGGAAAUUCAUAAACGAAAUCGGUGGAAAGGUAUAUUUAGUAGGAUGGACAUGGAAGGAUUGGCAAACCAGGCUGCUUGCGCAGCUGGCACCGGAGCUUUGCUGGAAGCGGGCGCCAGUGUUGCCCAGGGUCUCACGGGCAUCUCUGAAGGGUCACGAACGGGGCUCGGACGUUGAACUAGAUGUGCUGAUGACCGCCGGCUCGAAGCCGAACGUUUGCAGUGCGACCUUGCAGCCGCUGCAGUGACAUGAUGGGCUAACGGAUGGAAUGUCGUGGUGAAUUGAGCAACACUUGAAAGUAUCGAGAAUGUAUAUUGGC